CACCCUGCGUCCUGUGGCAUUAUCAGCUGUUCGUCUGUUAAACGAAUUGUGAAUAUUAAUUAGUUAAAAAUUCGAGAAACGCGUGCGUACGAGCAAACAAAACAAUAAAGAUAAUGCUUCGCGGAUACGAGGGCGUGAGAUAUAUCUCGGAUAAGCAAAUGGUAGUGUUUGAUAUAGGUAGCGCGUAUACAAAGUUUGGCUAUGCGGGAGAAGUGUCUCCACGUGGUAUUAUUCGAACAGAAGUGAGGUGCUCGGAAUCAAAGAAAAUGCGCAGAAUCAUUGAUUAUAAAGAUGUCGAGGAUUUGUAUCAACUGCUUGUAGACUUUCUCCAUCUAUUGUUUUUUAAGUAUGUUGUGGUAAGCCCAAAAGAUACAAGGAUAUUACUUUUGGAGUCCCCAUUGGCAGUGACCUCGUUCAGAGAUACCCUUGCAAAAGUAAUGUUUAGACAUUUUGAAGUUGGUUCUAUACUAUUUCUACCAAGUCACUUAGCCACAAUUAGCACUCUUGGUAUUGAUACAGCUUUAGUAUUAGACGUUGGAUAUCAGGAAGCAACUUUGAUUCCAAUCUUUGAAGGAAUACCGGUACUUAAAGCCUGGCAGGCGUUACCUUUAGGUGGAGAGAUUAUACACGAGAAUUUAAGAAAAUACUUUCGAGAUACAAGCGACCUAGAUUUGUCAGAAAAGAUAGUGGAAGAUAUUAAAGUAAGAACAUGUUUUGUAACUACACUACAAAGAUCUGCAAAGCUAGGAACCGAAAGUGCUUUGACUCCACCUCCCGAUGUCACAUAUCCUGGUAUUAAAAGAAUCGUAAUACCUGGGGAAAUUAGAGAAAAAGCGUUUGAAAUAUUAUGGGAAAGGGAUAACGAUAAUCUUUCUUUGCCUACUAUGAUACUCAAUGCCAUCAUUAAGUGCCCAUUGGAUACAAGGCGAGUGUUGGCUGAAAAUAUAAUACUAGUCGGAGGAACAACUAUGACGAAAGGCUUUACGAGUCGCUUGAAGUCGGAAUUGUUAGCCUUAAUUGAAAGCGAUCUGUAUAAAACUAAAUUAAAGGUGGAAUCAUUCAAAUUUCAUACAGCACCUAGUAAACCGAAUUACACAGUAUGGUUAGGCGGUGCUAUUUUUGGCACAACAGAUUUACCAUUACGAUGUUUGACAAAAGAUGUGUACUUGAAAACAAAUCGAGUUCCUGAUUGGCCCAAUCUUAUAGAUAAUCAAAAGGAUGAAACUUCUUAUGAAAUAUAA
Cyphomyrmex costatus is the source of this 1241-nucleotide messenger RNA. RefSeq names its product Actin-related protein 10 (gene Arp10). Lineage: Eukaryota; Metazoa; Arthropoda; Insecta; Hymenoptera; Formicidae. The record is from RefSeq and is a predicted model, not a curated record. The transcript is spliced from 5 exons. The coding region runs from base 114 to 1241 and encodes 375 amino acids.